Messenger RNA from Phoenix dactylifera (date palm), 1126 nucleotides. Its product is annotated as triacylglycerol lipase-like protein. The record is from RefSeq and is a predicted model, not a curated record. NCBI's taxonomy places the organism in Eukaryota, Viridiplantae, Streptophyta, Magnoliopsida, Arecales, Arecaceae.
UUCCGAGGGCCGUCUUCGAUCGCAAGAAAGGGAUAGGAGCGAGGAGCGCCUCCUCCUCCCUUCGAUUCCCCCCUCCUCUUAACUCCUUUAUUUAAUUUGCCUCUCAAGUCUCCGGCCAAUCGGUACUCGACUUCGGUCGAUAACGGGAUGUUGGCUCAGCGGCUCAGGAGUUCCGGCCGCGCGAUCUUUCGGACCGUGAGCCCGAAGGCUUGGGGCGGAGGUGGGAGCUCUAUUUGGCAGACCGUAGGGCUCCCCAACCUCAAGAGGAAAUCGUCGAACACCUGGUCGGCAGUCCAAGAGACCUACCUCUCCACCAAGCAAGUCUUUGAGAGUCACCGGGUGGUCUUCACAAUUGGGACAUCUUUAACAUCUAUUCUAACUGCUUGGGCAGGUUAUUCUUUACGUCAGUAUCAUCAAUCAAAAAUUGAGAAAAGGCUAGGAUCAAUUGAACAAGCUUUGAAAAAUAAUUACGAAGUUGAGCAUCAAGAGAUUAAAAAAAUUGUUAGCUCUGGAAAUGCCAGCACUGCAGUUUGUAUUGCUACAGCUUGGACUUCUCUGGUUAUUGGCUAUGGUCUGGGUUGGCGCGGCGGAGCAUGGUACACCAAUAGAAAAUUCCGGAGGGAGCAGCUCAAAUUGAUGGGUCAAAUAAAGCCGCAAAAAUGGCAAUUCCUGAGAAGACCAUUUGUAAGAUUCGGGAGAACCCGACCAGUCCAUAGAAUUCAAACGUCCCCUCCAGUGGCCAAUGCUGGCUCACUUGCUCCUCAGCAAUUGCACAAAUCUCAGUAACCUGUUACAGCAGCUGCAAUUUUGGUUCACUGUAGAUAUUUCUAAGGAGAAGACAGACAGUUACUUAGACAACCAUAUAGCUCUCUAAAUUUGAGGGAUUUUAGUUUGGAUCGUAUAGCAUGUGGGGUGCUGCCACCCGGUGGAAUGAUGGGUAAAUGGUUGCUGGUAUUAAGGAGAUUUAGGUCGUUCUUUGCUUGUUUUACUUCCAGCUCUGUUUCAUUUGCCUUGAGCAACUACUGAGAAGCAAGAUUUUAGAGCUCAGUUUAAGAAAUUCAUUAAAACUUUACCCAUUAUUAGAAUGUUUUUCAAUGCAGUCUUCUAAAAGCAUUAUCAUCUGUGA